AUGAGCGGGAACGCUUUCUUGGUGAGGUGCAAGGAAGUCUUCGUUGACCGGAAGCUGCUGCGGAGCGAGAGCGACAUUAAGAAGGUCGGCUUCGGCACCGCAGCCAAAUACACCGCCGUCCAGGCGGCCAUGCUUACCCUCCUGUGGACGCUCAAGUCAUUCGAACGGACGGCGCUGUUCUUCCCGUCCGUGAUCGGACUUCUCAUCGUCGUCCGCCUCGUGGCGUUGCCUAAGAUGUUCACCCCGAAGGACUUGUCGGAGCUGGAUGCCGCAGUGGGAUAGUCAAGCACGGCGCUCGGCACCGCGGCGGGGAAAUGAAAAGCUCGGGGAAACUCCGUUCUCUCAACGGUUGAUUUCUCUGUUUGAAAUUUCCUGCGUGCUGUAAGAUUUCAGCACCUGUCGGAGAGGAUGCAAGGCCUUUCGUGCAUGUUCUAGGCAUGCCGACGAGGCAGUUUUUGUUGAAGAGGAUGUUGGGAUGUAGUCGUGGUCAUCCAUGGCUAUAGGCUGGAGGUAGAGAGAACAGGUUUUGUGGCACGCAAUUCGCUGAUUGGCUUAAAAACUGCGGUGCAAUAUCAAAAACAGGCACGACCCAAGAUCCUUGGGCGACGGGUGGUGUCGUCCACGGUGGACUCUGGCAUCUCUCAGAGGCCCUAGACGUGGCUCAUUGGGGGGGUUCGGUGGAAGUCGCGGGUGGGACAUUCCGCAUUGAGGUGGCCUGAUCUGAUAGGGGUGUGGGGGUGGCAGUUGGUGUUGUACAUGUACUCGCCGGUGGAAGUCGUUGAGCGAAAUGGCUCAGCAACAGCGUGUUAACAAUAAUUUUUAUGAUUUGUAUGGAAGGUCGACG
This is a messenger RNA of Ectocarpus siliculosus, 844 nucleotides long. Lineage: Eukaryota; Phaeophyceae; Ectocarpales; Ectocarpaceae. The record is from the annotation of a GenBank genome assembly.